Molecule: messenger RNA, 1645 nt
Organism: Schistocerca serialis cubense
Lineage: Eukaryota; Metazoa; Arthropoda; Insecta; Orthoptera; Acrididae
Gene: kin17
Product: DNA/RNA-binding protein KIN17
Exons: 2
Coding region: 268-1470 (400 amino acids)
Biological process (GO): DNA replication; DNA damage response
Cellular component (GO): nucleus
Molecular function (GO): double-stranded DNA binding
Source: RefSeq, a predicted model, not a curated record
UUGCCCAUUUGCCGACAUUUUGGGGAAGUUGUAAGAUCUUUGCAUGUUGACGAAUACACAAUUUUAUGUAACCUGUGGUGUUCGGGAAGUAGUUUUGAUGUGUGUGUGUUCGUGUACGUACUUGACAUUUUUAUUUACUCUCCUAUCUAGUAUGUGCGAUGUCCUCUGCAUUGCUACGUAAAAGCAUUCGUUUGUUUGAAGACGAUUUGACAGAAAAAGUUACCAUUUAUCUUCAGUCAUCCAUCGUGUGACACAUUGGAUUAGACAAUGGGAAAACAUGAAGUUGGGACACCUAAGUACAUUGCCAAUAAAAUUAAGGCAAAAGGCUUACAGAAGCUCCGCUGGUACUGUCAGAUGUGUCAGAAGCAGUGCAGAGACGAGAAUGGUUUCAAGUGUCACAUGAUGUCAGAGUCUCACCAGCGACAGCUGCUGCUUUUUGCUGACAAUGCUGACAAAUACAUUGAUGAAUUUUCGAAAGAGUUCUGUGAUGGUUACUUAGAGUUGCUGAAACGACAGUUUGGAACAAAGCGUGUUCAUGCAAAUCGUGUGUACCAGGACUACAUUUCCGAACGUCAUCAUCUUCACAUGAACUCUACUCAGUGGGAAACACUUACAGAUUUUGUGAAGUGGUUAGGGCGUGAAGGCAAAUGUGUUGUGGAUGAAACUGAGAAAGGUUGGUAUGUGCAGUAUAUUGAUAGAGACCCAGAAACUAUUGCCCUGCAAGAAGCAAUGAUGAAAAAGGAAAAAAUGGAUAAAGAUGAUCAAGAAAAAAUGAUGGAAUUUUUGCAGAAGCAAAUUGAAAGAGGAAGAGACUGUUCAAAGCCAGUAUCCAGUACCUAUACAGAAUUUGUCCGACAAAAUGAGGAAGAGAAAUUGAAAUUAAAUCUGAAUCUCAUUAACUUGAAGAAGAAAGAUGAUGUUAAAACUGAAUUUAAAAUGCCACUUUUACCAGGAAACAUCGCAGGGUCUGAACAAAGUAAAAAGAGAUCUCUUAAUGAUACUGCUAGUGAAUCUGAGAAAAAAAAGGUAAUGAAAGAAAAAGCCAAAGCAUCUGCAUUGGAUGCUAUCAUUAAUGAAGAAGAGGCAAAAAAGGAAAAGCUCAACCGGAAGGAUUAUUGGUUGACGAAAGACAUUGUAGUCAAAAUUAUUACAAAAUCUCUAGGUGACAAAUAUUACAAGAAAAAGGGAGUAAUUGUAGAAGUUAUUGACAAGUAUGUAGCUGUUGUUUCUGUGUUUGAAACAGGGCACAAGCUUAAAUUAGACCAAGCACAUUUAGAAACUGUUAUUCCUGCUGUUGGUCGUAAAGUGAAAGUUGUGAAUGGUGCAUAUAGAGGUUGUGAGGCAGUUUUGAAACAUCUUGACGAGAAAAAUUUUUGUGUUAGUGUUGAAGUGGCAUCUGGUCCAUUGAAAGGUCGAAUUGUGGAGGGAGUUCAGUAUGAAGAUAUAAGCAAAAUUCAUGUACCAUCUUAACCUAACCCACAUAUUACUCUGUGACCAUAAUGUAAGCUGUCAUAAUUGUCUGUAGAAAUGAUAUAUUUUUCCAUGUUGAUGUAUAAAACAUUAUUUUGCAUAUAAUUUAGGAAAUGAAAACACUGAUUGUAUGAGACAGAAGAGAAAUAUAUCUUUAUUCACCAUUGAAAAUUAA